AUGUCGACACCAAUCACCACGACAGACACAGCUAAUCCGGCAUAUAUUGAAAUAUUUCUAGGAGGAGUCCAUGAGUCCAAUCAUGAAUACAUCUGUAAACGACUUUGUGAACGUAUCGAUGGCCUUGUAUCUUGUCGAUUUGUUGAUGAUAAUAAUCGAGUAGAACUUUCUUACGAUACAAAUGUACUCGAUCGAUAUGCACUUCUCACAGCCAUUCAACGUUUAGGACAUCCGGUACAAUCAGUGAACUCAGAGUCAAUUCAAUGUCAACUACGAAUCGAAGGGAUGCAUUGUAAUUCCUGUGUUUCGAAUAUUUGCGGUGCAGUCCUGGACUUACCGGGCGCUCUUGAUAUUCAGUUAACAUUUUUAGACAAACUUGCCACUAUCGUAUACGAUCCUUCGAUUCUUAAAUUAAAUGACAUUAUCGAUGAAAUUGAAAAACUUAGCUUUCAAGUGGCUAUCUCCAGUACUGAACAAGUUACAUCAACAAUCAAAGAUACUUCAAUAUCUAAUGCACUACUUACUACAUCAACGAAUGACAAUUUAAUUCGUAGGACAAGUAUUCGAUCAAUUGAUGACGAAAUUAAAUUUCAACAAUCGAAAACAACUCGAAAAGGAAGUCGACACGCAUUAUUAUCAAAACCAGACUAUGAAGUCGAACUUGAAACAUGUUUUCUAACUGUACUUGGCAUGACAUGUGCAUCAUGUGUGGAUAGCAUACAAAGAAAUUUGAGUAAAGUUGAAGGUAUUCAUUCAGUCUUAGUUGCACUUUUGGCACAACGUGCAGAAGUUAAAUAUGAUCCCGCAUGUCUCUUACCAACACAAAUUGCUACUUUAAUAAAUAACCUAGGAUUUCAAGCUGAGGUACUUGAAACUGCGACGCGUGGCAUGGAAGCCAUUGAUGUUAAUAUUGAAGGCAUGACAUGUGCAUCGUGUGUAAAUAAAAUUCAAAAUCAUAUGACUAAAAUUCCUGGUAUAAAAUCCGUUAAUGUUGUAUUACUAACUAAUCGUGGGCGAAUUCAAUACGAUUCAAGUAUUAUUGGACCGAGAGAUAUUCUCAAACAUAUUACAGAAGAUCUUGGUUUUCAAGCAACGAUAUUGACAGAAAAUGCAAAGUCUCAAGAUUUAGCUCGUUCUCAUCGACGCAUAACUCGACAAUGGAGAAACUCAUUCAUUAUUGCCGCUAUCUUCGGUGUACCCGCGAUGAUCAUUAUGCUUGUUUUUAUGUUCAAAUAUGAUGAUCAUAGAAAAGCGCCUCACGUCUCUACUGGUUUAUCAGUUGAAAAUUUAGUCAUGUUCUUAUUAGCUACACCUGUUCAAAUCAUCAGUGGAAGAUAUUUUUACAUUCAAGCAUUCAAAUCAUUGCGACAUAAGACGGCGAAUAUGGAAGUUCUUAUUGUCUUAGCCACUACCAUUGCUUAUUUGUAUUCUGUUGUGGUCGUUGCGAUCAAUAUGAUUAUGAAAAUACCCAGUCCAAUGGCGUUUUUUGACGUAUCACCAAUGCUUUUCAUGUUUGUUGCUUUGGGCCGAUGGCUUGAGCAUACCGCUAAAGCGAAAACUUCCGAUGCACUGAAGAAAUUGUUAUCAUUGCAGCCACCCCAAGGUACAUUAGUGAAGUUAGACGAAACGGGAAAGAUUAUCGAAGAGAAAACCGUUCUUGCUCAAUUGAUUCAACGUGAUGAUUUACUCAAAGUUCAACCUGGUGAAACCAUUCCAACAGAUGGUCGAAUCAUUGACGGUACGACAACGUGUGAUGAGUCAUUAAUUACGGGAGAAUCGAUGCCUGUUGAUAAAACUAUUGGUGCACAAGUUGUUGGCGGUACAAAAAAUCUUGACGGUUUAAUUAUAAUGCGUGCAACACAUAUUGGACAAGAAACAGCGUUGAAGCAGAUUAUUCGAUUAGUUGAAGACGCUCAAACUUCGAAAGCACCAAUUCAACAAUUAGCAGACCGAGUUGCCGGUUAUUUCGUACCAUUUGUUGUUUCGAUUUCGCUACUCACAUUGAUUCUCUACAUUAUUUUGGGCUUUACAAUGUUUGAUACUUUUAAAAAGUACUCAUCUUACUAUCACUCAAUGGAUGAAAGUUCACAUGAAAAUGGACACUCAACGGAUACAUAUGAUGCUUCGAAAGCUGAGAUUGUUCUGGAACUUGCUUUUCGCUAUGCCAUUUCUGUUCUUUCGAUUGCUUGUCCGUGUGCAUUAGGUUUAGCAACGCCCACUGCUGUUAUGGUUGGCACAGGUGUGGGUGCAUCCAAUGGUAUUCUUAUCAAGGGCGGAGAACCUUUGGAAUCUGCUCAUAAAAUUGAUACCAUUGUAUUUGAUAAAACUGGUACCAUAACAAAAGGCAAACCAUCUGUUGUUGAUAAACGAGUUUUCAUCCAAAAUUCAUAUAUGACUCUCGACCGAAUGUUGGCUAUUGCAGGUACGGCGGAAAGUGGAUCGGAGCAUCCGUUAGCUUUAGCUAUAUGUACUCAUUGUAAAGAACAUUUCGGCACCGAUCAAUUAGGUCUCUGUCGUGAUUUCAAAGCUACUUGGGGCUACGGACUACAAGCUCGUGUCAGUAACAUUGACUGUUUGAUAAGAAAUACUACUGAAGAGCGUUCCCGAGCAUACUCAGUUCUUAUUGGUAAUCGAGAAUGGAUGAAAUGUAAUUGUUUGACAGUUGACGAUGGUAUUGAUAAAACAAUGUCUCUUCACGAGCAUGAUGGCCAUACAGCAGUAUUAGUAGCGAUUGAUGGUAAAAUAGUUGGUAUGUUAGCCAUAGCUGAUGAAGUAAAACCUACUGCCGCAUUGACCAUCUAUGCAUUGCAGUCGCUUGGCUUACGUACGAUUCUAUUAACAGGUGAUAAUGUUAAAACAGCACGUGCUAUUGCCAGUCAAGUUGGUAUUAAAACUGUAUUUGCUGAAGUUUUGCCUACGCACAAAGAACGUUUUAUUGCUAAUCUAAAAAAGAAUAAUAAAAAAUCGCGAGGAAAAAUAGCUAUGGUUGGCGAUGGAAUCAAUGAUUCACCAGCACUAGCUCGUGCUGAUGUUGGCAUUGCAGUUGGCACUGGCGCCGAUGUAGCCGUCGAAGCCGCAUCGAUCGUCUUGAUACGUGAUGAACUAUUUGAUGUUCUUGCUGCAAUUAUGCUUUCGAAAAAGACAGUAUGGCGUAUACGGAUUAACUUCAUGCUUGCCACUGUUUAUAACUUAAUCACUAUUCCGAUUGCUGCCGGUGUUCUUCUUCCUGCCGGUGUUAAAAUUAUGCCCUGGAUGGCAUCAGCAGCCAUGGCAGUCUCAUCUGUAAGCGUGGUUAUCUCGUCUUUACUAUUGCGAUAUUUCAAAAAGCCAACGAUGGAGAAAUUUGAAAGAGACAGUCGUUAUCGACAGUGGUCAUUAAACAAAUCCGUUGGUAUUGUUGUUCAUCGUGGUAUUGACGACUUACCAGCUCGUCGUUCUAAACCCUCAAGUCUUGUGUCACUCUUUAAAAAUAGUCGAUUAUCAAACAUUGUGGUCGAAUCGAUAUCAGCGAUUAAGAGUGCUGUUAUGGACGAGAAAAGAAAAGCAACUGUAUUUUUCAGCGAUGAACGUUCACCUAAUCAAUGUAGAGAAGAAGAAAUAGAACUACAAAUAACUGCUAUGUGA
Molecule: messenger RNA, 3624 nt
Organism: Adineta ricciae
Lineage: Eukaryota; Metazoa; Rotifera; Eurotatoria; Adinetida; Adinetidae
Source: the annotation of a GenBank genome assembly